Scedosporium apiospermum is the source of this 3780-nucleotide messenger RNA. RefSeq names its product UBA/TS-N domain-containing protein. Gene Ontology annotation, cellular component: plasma membrane; cytoplasm. The transcript is spliced from 3 exons. Lineage: Eukaryota; Fungi; Ascomycota; Sordariomycetes; Microascales; Microascaceae. The coding region runs from base 1 to 3780 and encodes 1259 amino acids. Gene Ontology annotation, biological process: endosomal transport; endocytosis. The record is from RefSeq and is a predicted model, not a curated record. Gene Ontology annotation, molecular function: protein binding; calcium ion binding.
AUGUCGGGGGAGUCUUCCACCACCGAUCCCACGCAGAAUCUUAGCUUGACGCCGGAGGAGAAGCGUCUGUAUGGGCAGCUCUUUCGCCAGGCGGACUUCGAUAAUGUUGGUGUUGUGACUGGGGAGACUGCUGUUACCUUCUUUGAGAAGACGAGGUUGGAUAGGACAGUUCUCGGAAAGAUAUGGCAAAUUUCAGAUACCGAGAAUAGGGGUUUCCUAACUCCCGCCGGCUUCUCCGUCGCUCUUCGACUACUCGGCCAUGCCCAAGCUGGUCGCGAUCCCACUCCCGAGCUAGCUCGCCAAAGCGGCCCUCUCCCCCAGUUUGAUGGCGUCGCCCUACCGACCGCGACCCCGACGUCACCUCCCCCUCCGGCUGCCGUCCAACCUCAGGGUACCGGGGGUGGCCCUGUCAGGAUCCCCCCUCUAACCCCGGACAAGGCCGCCCAGUAUGCAAGCCUUUUCGAGAGACAGCCCCUCCUCGUCGGGAAUCUGAUGCCCGGCGACCAAGCCAAGCAAAUCUUCGAAAGGUCGGGCCUUCCCAACGAAACCCUGGGCCUCGUCUGGCAGUUGGUCGAUACAGAGCAGCGCGGCGCCCUUAUUGCCUCCGAAUUCGUGAUAGCCAUGCACCUCCUCAACGCCAUGAAGGUUGGCGCCCUCAAGGCCAUACCUAGCACCUUGCCUCCCGCGCUAGUCGAAGCCGCCAACCGUCGUGGCCCUGCCCCGCGCCAGUCACCCACCGCGACCGGCACUCUCUCUGCCAUUCCCCGUCAGCUCAGCGGCUCUGCCCAGCUGCGCACGGGAAGCCCUCUCGGCCGACAUGCCACAAUCGCGCCGCAGCCGUCGGGCCUGGCUGGUGGCGCGGGAGCCGCCUGGGCCAUUACGCCGGCCGAGAAGGCCAAGUUCGACACGAUCUACGAUGACCUUGACAAGACGAGGCGAGGAUUCAUUACCGGCGAGGAGGCCGUGCCCUUCUUCAGCCAGUCUAACCUGAGCGCUGCGACGCUCGCUCAGAUUUGGGAUCUUGCCGACAUUAAUUCGGAGGGUGUCCUGAACAAGGACGAGUUCGCUAUUGCUAUGUAUCUCAUUCGCCAGCAGCGAGCGAAUCGCGAUGGAACUGCCGUCCUUCCUACCACCCUUCCCCCUAACCUGAUCCCGCCCAGUAUGCGCAACCAAGUCCGGCCGCCGACUGCUACCUCUCCAUUCGAUGCUCCUAUUCCACAGGCCCAACCACAGCCGCCGCCGCCAGCGCAGAAAUCUGCGCUUGAUGAUCUCUUCGAACUCGAUGGCCCGGCAGCCACAAUGCAGGCGCCCCUGACUACCGGAGGCUCCGCGGCUAGUGAUCCAUUCAGCAGCGGACCGGUGCCUACAUCCCCCGUUCGUGCUUCGCCAACUGCCAGUCAGUUCCGGCCGUUCGUACCCUCGUCGUCUUUCGGAAAGGGCCUCACGCUUCAGCAUCAGCAACACACAGGUGAUUCGAAGCGUGGUGGCGGCUCGGAGGAUCUUCUCGGCGAUGCUGAUCCUGAGAUCAGCGCCAAGCUCACCAAUGAGACGACGGAGCUGGCCAAUAUCUCCAACCAGAUUGGAACCCUUACGAAGCAAAUGACGAACCUCCAGACCCAGAGGACCUCUACCCAGCACGACUUGACGCAGGCUAGCCAACAGAAGAAGAACUUUGAGCAGCGGCUCACUCAGCUUCGCACCAUGUACGAGAAAGAGGCCAAGGAUGUCCGGGCUUUAGAGGAACAGCUUGCCGCGACCAAGUCAGACACCAGGAAGCUCCAGGCCGAGUGCAUGGCCCUGGAGGGAACGUGCCAGGACUUGCAGGGCCAGAAGCAGCAGGUCGUCACGGCAUUGCAGGCUGAUCAACAGGAGAACGCUAGCCUGAAGGAGAAGAUCCGGGCUCUCAACGCCGAGAUUGCCCAGCUCAAGCCCCAGAUCGAGAAGCUGAAGUCCGAAGCCCGUCAGCAGAAGGGCCUCGUGGCCAUCAAUAAGAAGCAGCUCUCUACCAACGAGGGCGAGCGUGAUCGUCUAAAGUCCGAGGCUGACGAGCUGGUUAAGGGAGGCGAGGAGCUCUCGAGACAGAUGACGGGCAGCUCUUUGCAGUCCGGCCCCGCUGGGAUCUCCAGCCCCACUCCGUCUGCUGGUAGUGGGAACAACCCAUUCUUUAAGAGAACUGCCAGCACAGACAUGAUUGGCGCUUUUGCCUCUCCGCCCAUAAAGGCGUCCGACAAGUCAUUUGACGACAUCUUCGGUUCGCCAUUCCCCCAGGCGUCGGCCACCCCUCCUCCCCCGCCUGCCGCCUCGGCUAUCCGCCAUCACACCGGCAACUCGACGGGGAGCGGUGGUUCAUUCGGAACCCCUGCCACCACCAGUCCUACUAUCAGCCGCCAGGCUACCUUGAACGUCGAGCCUCCUGCUCCGCCGGAGUCGCGUCAACUCAGCUCAAGCUUCCUUCCGUUGAAGGAUCUCGGCGAAUCUCUGUCGUCCUCUCGACAGGUGUCGCCCCCAUUGUCGCGGACCGGAGACGAUAAGGGUGCUCUAGGCUCCCCACUCUCGGGCGCGUUCUCACCUCUUGAGCCCUCCAAUACUGGACAAAGCAACACCGCGUCGGCGGCCGAGGUGAAAUCUAGCGCUACGGGCGAUUCGGGCAACACCAGCGGAGCAGCUGCGGAGACACCUAUUGCCGGAGCUGGAACCGAGGAGAAGAAGCUUACGGGAGAAAGAUCGGUUAGGGACUCGGACCCGUUCGCUUCGAUGGACCAGGCCACGGCCAAGGCGGAGUUCGACAACGCGUUUGCUAGCUUCACUAAGAUCCACAAGAGCCAGGACAACAAGGCCAAGGAUGACAGCACCAACGCGUUCUCGAGCUUCAACACCGAGUUCCCUCCCAUCUCGGAGCUGGAGCGAGACGAAUCGGAGUCGGAUAGCGAGGCGGGUUUCGACGACGAUUUCGCGCCGUCGUCUCCCAAGGGGAAGGAUAGCCAGGUGACGGUCAAGGAUAACGCGACUGCUUUGCCUGCUGCUUCUUCGGCGGCUAAGCAAGAGACUUCCGACGCUUUUAUGGCUAUGAUUGGGGAUAGUGCUGCUGACAAGUCGUCUGGGCAUAAUAAUAGCAACGCGAAUGCCGCAAAUAACUUCUUCGACUCUCCACUAGCCACCACCCCAACCGCGGUGACGACUGCGCCCGCGCCCCAGACCUCCUCCGCCUCUGCUCCUCCUGCUCCGUCCAAGACGCCGUUCGACUCCGAUCUAGACGACGAUUUUGAGGGCCUAGAAGACGCCAAGGAGGGCUCGGCCGACGACGACUUCGCCAACAUCUCUAGGUCCGGCCUCGACGAGUUCAACUCCGUCUUCGACAGCAGCCCACCGACCAGCCAGGCCAAGACCGAGUCCUCGACGGCUUUCGGCGGCGGAGAGAGUAGCUUCGAUUUUGUUGGCACCUUGUCGACGGGGUCACUUGCUGGCAACAAUAACGUGACCCCGACAGCGGCUACGGCCACUACCGGAGUUGCCGCGACCUCGACAACCAUCUCGGCCACCGAUGCCCAGGACUGGGACGCGAUGUUCUCGAACCUCGAUUCGGCGGCCAGCAACUCGCCCAAGACUGUCGAGGUGCCCAAGGAGACUGCUACACGGCCGGAGCUCUCGCGCGCCGAGACGGGCGACGAUCCGUUGUUGAAGAAUUUGACGAGUAUGGGGUAUUCGAGGACGGAUGCUUUGGCGGCGUUGGAGAAGUAUGAUUAUGAUAUUGAGAGGGUGGGUUUCCCUUUGUCCUUGUAA